AUAUCAUGGCGUACCGACGUUUGAAUUUAAUCGUUACGUGACGGUAUACGUGGAAAGUUUCUGGUACAUAUUCAAGUCAUAUUAAAUAUUAACGUUUAAAAGAAUAUAUCUGUCAGCUUCCUAUUUAAUAACCAACAUCUAUUAUGGAGAAUUUCGUGAAAAUUGAAAAGAUCGGUGAAGGUACAUAUGGAGUAGUGUACAAGGGGAAGCAUAAGAAAACUGGAGAGAUUGUAGCAAUGAAAAAGAUUCGUUUAGAAAGCGACGAUGAAGGAAUACCAUCCACAGCGAUUCGUGAGAUCUCUUUGCUCAAAGAAUUGCCACAUCCCAAUAUUGUCAGACUAAUGGAUGUUCUGAUGGAAGAGACCAGAUUAUAUUUAAUUUUCGAAUAUCUUACUAUGGAUUUGAAGAAAUAUAUGGAUACUCUGGGUAGUGGAAAAUUAAUGGAGCCAAAAAUGGUUAAAUCCUAUUUAUUUCAGAUUACACGUGCUAUUCUCUUCUGUCACAAGCGCAGAAUAUUGCAUCGUGACUUAAAGCCACAAAAUUUAUUAAUUGACAAAUCAGGAUUGAUUAAGGUAGCAGAUUUUGGUCUUGGGAGAGCCUUUGGCAUACCAGUCAGAGUAUAUACACAUGAAGUAGUCACUUUAUGGUACAGAGCUCCAGAAAUCCUUCUUGGUACUAAUAGAUAUUCAUGUGCCAUUGAUAUCUGGAGUAUAGGUUGUAUAUUUGCUGAAAUGGCAACAAAGAAACCAUUAUUUCAAGGAGAUAGUGAAAUUGAUCAGUUAUUUAGAAUAUUUCGGAUACUAAGGACACCUACCGAAGAGAUAUGGCCUGGCGUAACACAAUUGUCAGAUUAUAAAGCUACAUUUCCAAAUUGGAUAACAAACAAUUUGGAAUCACAAGUUAAAACAUUAGACGCAGAUGGGCUUGAUCUGUUACAAAUGAUGCUUAUCUAUGAUCCUGUGCAUAGAAUAUCGGCACGUGCUAUUCUGAAACACUCUUACUUCAAUGAUUUAGAUAUGUCGAAAAUACCAUCACUAUAAUACCGAAGACUGAUACAAAUGGAUGGAAUAUAUCCUACACAGAUACUGUAACGUUUUAAUUGUGUGACUGCAUAGAGAAUAUGUCUCAGGGUAUAUUGAAAUAUUAAUUUAUUCGUACGUAUGAACGCAUUUAACAUUUUUUUUUAUGUCUUCACUCAUUAUUUCACAUUAUGGAAAAUUUAUGUAACGAACUUUCGUUUUCUAUGAUACAUUUGAACAAUAUCACAAAUUUUUAAUAGAUGUUAUAAUAAAUCAUCGUAUACUCAAGCAAAAAAAAUUGUGUAGGAGAUUAAUGUUUGAAUGAUUCAUUUUUGCUGUAUAAAAGUUGUGUAACGUUAUUGAUGAAGCUGUGUGGUGAUAUUAUUGUAUAUUCUUAGGAUUUACCUUAGAU
Bombus pyrosoma is the source of this 1431-nucleotide messenger RNA. It is a transcript of the gene Cdk1, whose product is annotated as cyclin-dependent kinase 1. The coding region runs from base 144 to 1040 and encodes 298 amino acids. Lineage: Eukaryota; Metazoa; Arthropoda; Insecta; Hymenoptera; Apidae. Gene Ontology annotation, cellular component: nucleus. Gene Ontology annotation, biological process: protein phosphorylation; G2/M transition of mitotic cell cycle; mitotic G2 DNA damage checkpoint signaling. Gene Ontology annotation, molecular function: ATP binding; RNA polymerase II CTD heptapeptide repeat kinase activity; cyclin-dependent protein serine/threonine kinase activity. The record is from RefSeq and is a predicted model, not a curated record. The transcript is spliced from 4 exons.